Messenger RNA from Oncorhynchus mykiss (rainbow trout), 4036 nucleotides. RefSeq lists its product as uncharacterized. NCBI's taxonomy places the organism in Eukaryota, Metazoa, Chordata, Actinopteri, Salmoniformes, Salmonidae. The record is from RefSeq and is a predicted model, not a curated record.
UGUUCAGAGAAAGAGGGCAUGUGCCAGUGUACACAUGUGACAGAGAGACAGAAUGAGAGAGAGAAAGAGAAAGAAAGAUAGACAAAAGCGAGCGAGAUUGAGUCACUGUCACUUGUGGAGGAAAGUGCUAUAGAGUAGUUAGACCAGCCUCACUGGUCUGGGUGCAUUUAUCUGUCUGUAAGGCCUGUUGAAUGUCAUUCCCAUGCUUCUCCUCCUAGUGAUGACAUGAUCGAAAGAAGGGCAACUUCUCCACCACGAAAAAUAGACACGCGUGACUUCUAGAGAUAGAGAGAAACAAACAGGAGAGUGAGAGAAUUUGAUAGAGGAAAAGGAAGAGAGAGAGAGAGAGAGUGAGUGUAAGAGACAGAAGAGUUUGAGCGGGUUUUAGCGUUGCUGUUUUUUUGACACCGCUGAGUCUACAGAGCGAUGUCGCAACUUUUCUGACAACCCAAGGAGGACUGGAGUGACCAUGCAACAGACAGAGGAAAUAAGGGGAAAGAAUAUGUCAACAAUCCAUCUGGAAAAACUGGUGAAGUAUGACAAUGGAGAACAACUGGAAUGAUAAAGAGAACAAUCCUAACAUGCUUCCUAACAAGACAAGAGACGCCAGGGCACACGCCUGAAACUGAACUAAGACUGAGGACAAACACAAGGAAUAUUCCAGAUUGUUUUCUGUAACUCAAUCUCAAUAGCCACUGGUCUGUCUAAUCCAUAAUCCAUAUACAGCAUAUCAUAUGUAUGUACUGUAUGUUUGUUUGUAUAUACCAUCAUUGGUCUAACCCAGGGGGUCUGAUGUAAGAGUGCUCUCUGUCCUGAAUGUCUCAGCCAAGCCCCUCCGUUGACACCCAGACUCUGCUUCAGUCCAUGCUCCAGAGACUGAGGCUCCAGCCUGGCUCAGAGACCCAGCACGGCAGGCAGGACCAGGCCCCCCACGGCCCCACCACAGCUGCCCAGGGCCAGGGGGAGGAUGGGGGGAGACCUUGGGCUAACGCCAUUGGCAAUGGGGCUCUGGGACUGUCUCCGGCUGAUGAUGUCAAAGCAGCUGAGGGAAAAGGGGGAUGUGAGAAGGCCAGGAAAAGUGAGAUGUGGAGGUUGGACUCCAGGGAGGAGUUUGGGAUACCUGUGAGGGACUGUAAUUUUGGGGGAUCCAUUUGGAAAGGGAAAGGGGAGGAAGGGAGGAAGCAACCCACUGGCAGUCUCCCCAAGUUGGACAGGGGACAGAUGGUGUCAUCCCCUUCGGCUGCUCAGGGUGCCCCUGUCCUCGCCCCCUUACAGGAUGCUGGCAGUGUAAGAGGUGACCCAGGGGGGUCAGUGGGGGCUCUGCCAACAGUGAUGACCUUCACAGGAACUCAAACCGGGAACGAGGGCCACAUUGACGCAUCACCUCUCAGUAACUCAUCUCUAAGCUCCAAGACCAAGGGUGCUCAGAACCAUGACCGGUCGGUUCUAAUGGCGUCAAACUCUGACUUUAUUCCAUUUGACAUGGGGACUCAAAUGGAGAGGUGGCGGACUUUGGGCUAUGGGGGGUCGGAGGUUCCGGGACAUGGAGAUGUCAUGAAGAUUAAGUCACCUGGUCAAAGUGUAGCAGAAAACACCUCGUCAACUAAGUCGAUGAAGAGAUUGACACAGAGGAUAAAGGAGAAAUGGAGGGACAGGCAGGAGAGUUUAGGGAAGAAAAGGAAAGCGGAGGAUGGAGUGAGAGAAGGAAAGAAAGAUGCAAAACAAGUUAAAUUUCAGCUGUUAACCAGAGAUGAUAACGUCACUAAGAUGUCCAAUAAAGAAGGCUAUACGACCACUCAGUCACCAAUCAGAGAGGGCCAGGGGGAAGCCCCUCCCACUCUGUCAGAAGACAGCGGUACAGCGGGUCAGUUCAGAUCCCCAAGUUCCUUUGAGUUCGGCCUUGGGUCCUUUAGCUUGUUGGAGGAGAUCCUCACAGGGCAGGAGUGGGCCAGGUUUCUAAAUCCAUCACAAGUAGACACCUUAGCCAAUCAAACACCAGCUGAAGAGGUCACCAAUCAAUUAGAGACCAGCCAGAGACGGUCACAAGAUCAUGAGAGCGGCCGAUCAACUAUGACCUUGGACAGAGUCAGCCAAUCAGGAAAUGUGAACAGUCAGUGGGACUUCAGACAAAGUGAAUUGGACCAAAGUUAUGAUAGAAGCGCUGAUGUUUCUUCAUCUGUCAAUAUGAAUAUCACAGAACAAAGCCCUGUCCAAGAACAGAACAGUAAAUGUGAACUCAUCCAAUCGGCACCAAAGGAAUACGGUCAUGUCCUAUCACAAACCAGUUCUGAUGAAGUGAGGCCAAAUCAUAUACCUGUGUUAGAGUUCUCCUUCAUUAAGCCAGUGGAGGUCUUGGACAGCUCUGCCCUGAAGAGCAGGGUCCACAUGAACAGAAAAAGAGAGCACCGGUCACAGGAGAGGAAAGAAGAGAGAGAAUGUUUAGAAGGAGAGGGGGGAGAGAGAUUACAAGAGAACUCAGUCCCAUCUGAUGAGGAAGAGAGGGAAGAGGGGGACAACUUCAUGAUGCCUGUCCACCCCCUGAAAUCCUCCCUUUCCCCUCUCCCUCCAUCCUCCCCCUCUUCCUCCUCCACCUCACAUCCCCUUGUCACCCAAAGUAUACUGCGACACUCAGUGUUUCAAGAUUCAGAGUCCUCACUAUCAAUGGAAACAGUGACCAAAAAGAGGCGGAUGUCAAAAUCUCGUCACGUGCGGUUCUCUGAGGAGGUAGUUACCAUGCCGCCCAGCCUCCUGAUCCAGCAGUAUCCUGAUUCAGAGGAGGAUUGUGGAACAGAGGAGGACUCCACGCUAGAGGAGAAUGCAGUGAUGGAGGAAGUUCAAGUUGUGCCGAUGAUGCCACAGCCCGCUGCUGCUCUCCCCGCCUGGAUAUUAGCUCUGAGGAGGAAGACAAGGAAGAAACACAGACACUGAACAAUAACAGGCUCAUCCUUGUCUACCCUUAUUUAACCUAGAAAUGACCUUGAGAAUCUCCUUUGCAAGAGAGACUUGGCAAGAUAGUAAAAAUACUUUGUAAUUACUUUUGCAUCUUUUUUUCAUUCAACUCAAAUGUUUGAUACUGAGUUAUUAAUGCUUUCCAUGGGGAAGGGAAGAGGAAAGGAAACGAGAUUACUUUGAUCAUUCUACAAGCCAACACACAAAAAUAAACUCAUGUCAUCAUUACAUGAUCGCUAUGUUUACGUAUGAAAGUGUUCUAAGUCCAUUAGCAUGGAAUGUCAGGAGACAAUAGUUAUAACGGACCGUUUCUCUCUCUCUCCCUCGCUCCUCAUCAGUCCUUAUUAAUUAACAGUGGUGUAAGGCCAUUAAGAAGCUAUUUUGCUGAUCUAUUAGUGUUGUGAUGGGUCCUUGGUGAGAGGAGGAGUGCCCAGGUUGAGUGUGUGUGAAUGUGUCCGUGCAUAUUGGGUGUGUAUUGCAGAAAAACACAAUACAGCAGGCACGACUCAGUCAAGUCCGAUAAUUGUAUAAUUCCUGGUUACCUUUGCUUUCCACCAGGUUCCAAGAUCAAUAUAGGACCACGACAUCUUUUCUCAUACCCCCAUUGUUAUAGUACAUCACAAAUGGAGCAAGACAGAGAUGGAGAAAGGGAUGAGGCCGGAUAACUGUAACAUAUGAAGUAUACAGACUAUGUACAAAGGUAAUGAGACCAGGGCAAAGCUUUUAUGUGGCGGCAGACUGUGGAACAGCUACAAUAUUGAGAGUAACAGUUUGUUUUUACUAAUGUAUUCAUCCCACUGUACAGAGAUAGUUUGCCCCCAAAGAUCGGAACACAUUUUAAAAACACAUUUUAAAAGUUACUCAGAUUCAAUUGUUACGUCAUUCAGGGCAAGUGGGGCGGAGCCCCAUCUGUUUUGAGCCUCACAUUUUUAGCAAUAAAUAAAUAAAACAUGUAUAUUUGUUUUAAAUUGGUGGGGCUUGCCAUUUUGCAUGUUAUUUUGGCAUUAAUAUGUGUCACAUAUCAGUUUGCAAACUAUGUAAAAAUAUAUAUAUAUAAAUAUCAUUGAGUUAAUAAAGUCGCAUACAC